This is a messenger RNA of Penicillium lagena, 2004 nucleotides long. Its product is annotated as S53 family peptidase. The record is from RefSeq and is a predicted model, not a curated record. Gene Ontology annotation, biological process: proteolysis. Bases 1 to 2004 code for a protein of 667 amino acids. Gene Ontology annotation, molecular function: tripeptidyl-peptidase activity; serine-type endopeptidase activity. The transcript is spliced from 8 exons. NCBI's taxonomy places the organism in Eukaryota, Fungi, Ascomycota, Eurotiomycetes, Eurotiales, Aspergillaceae.
AUGUGGAUACGUCAGGCUGCUGUCGCGUUGGCCAUUGUGGCCCUCUCCGAUGCCUCUCCGGCGUCGAUCAAGCAUGCCCUACACGAGAAGCGGGACCGGCCCUCCACCGACUGGGUGAAGGGUGCUCGGGUCGAGGCCGAUUCGGUGCUGCCAAUGCGCAUUGGCCUCAGCCAGAGCAAUCUGGAAAAGGGAUAUGACUAUCUCAUGGAGGUGUCACACCCCGAUUCGCCCAGUUACGGCCAGUACUGGUCCGCAGACGAGGUGCAUGAGGCCUUUUCGCCUUCACAAGACGCUGUUGACUCCGUUCGAGGCUGGCUCGUCGCGGCUGGGAUCCAUCCCUCGCGUAUCGUUCACUCGGACAAUAAAGGGUGGCUGGCAUUUGACGCGUACGCCCACGAAGCUGAGAAGCUUAUGAUGACCGAGUUCCAUGAGCACACUCAUUCGAGUACUGGCGGCAUGAGAGUUGGAUGUGACGAGUAUCAUGUCCCAGAGUAUCUUCAACACCAUGUUGAUUAUAUCACACCUGGUAUUAAACUCACCCCGGUGGUCAAGAAGAGUAAGAAGGUCAAACGCACUUCUCAUUUGGCACAUAGCACGCCAGACCGCCACGUUCUUCGCCUUCAUGAAGACCAAUCUAUUCCAGCCAAAGCCAAGUCUCUGCCCGAAGACCUCCGGGGCUGCGGUUUUAAUAUGACCCCAGUGUGUAUCAAGGCGCUGUAUAACAUUCCGGAUGCCACAAAGGCACGCAAGGGCAACUCUCUUGGCCUCUAUGAACAGGGUGACUACUUCGCCAAGUCGGACGUUGACUUGUUUUAUAAGCACUAUGCUCCAUGGGUCCCCCAGGGUACCUAUCCUACUCCAAACCUCAUCGACGGUGCCAAUUUCUCGGUGCCUGCGUACAGCUCACUGAAUACGGGUGAAUCGGACAUCGAUAUUGACAUGGUCUACUCGCUCAUUUACCCUCAAUCCGUGACUCUGUAUCAGGUGGACGACCAGUUGUAUGAACCCGUGGAGGUUGCAACUACCAACUUGUUCAAUACCUUUCUCGAUGCCCUCGAUGGUUCAUACUGCUCCUAUAGUGCUUAUGGCGAGACUGGCGAUGAUCCGGAAAUCGACCCCACGUUUCCUGACCCGCGCCCAGGAGGCUACAAAGGGAAGCUCCAGUGCGGUGUUUACAAGCCCACGAACGUCAUCAGCGCCUCGUAUGGACAGGCCGAGGCAGACCUUCCCAUGGGCUACACAAAGCGUCAAUGUAAUGAGUUCAUGAAACUCGGCCUUCAGGGCCAUUCCAUUCUCUUUGCCUCGGGCGACUAUGGCGUUGCCUCGGCGGCUGGUGAUGGUGGGUCCGAGAGCGGAUGUUUGGGUCCGGAUGGAUUGGUCUUCAAUCCGCAAUACCCAUCCAAUUGCCCUUACGUUACUUCAGUUGGUGGUACCAUGAUCUACGGCGAUCAGACAGUCGAGGAUGCUGAGAGUGUUAUGCACGUCAAUCUUGGCGGCACUGCCUCUAACUUCAGUACAGCUGGCGGAUUCUCAAACUACUUCCCCCAGCCCGAAUACCAAAGGAGGGCAGUGGAGAAGUAUUUCAAGACAGCUGACUUGACCUACCCCUACUACUCUGAGUUCGGAGUUGAUGUCAACACCACCAAGGGACGCUACAAUCGUAUUGGUCGGGCAUACCCUGAUGUCUCUGCCAACGGUGCCCAAUACCGCGCGUACAUGGGUGGCGAGCUCUACCACUUUUACGGGUCGAGUUUGGCCUCGCCUCUGUUUGCAUCGGUUCUCAAUAUGAUCAACGAAGAGCGUUUGGAGAUGGGCAAAAGGCCAGUGGGCUUUGUGAAUCCAGUCCUUUAUGAGAACCCGGAAAUACUGCAUGAUAUUGUGAACGGCACUAAUGCUGGAUGUGGUACCUAUGGAUUCAGUGCUAUUCCUGGCUGGGAUCCGGCCUCCGGUUUGGGAACGCCAAACUACCCGAAGAUGAAGGAGCUGUUCCUGCGCUUACCCUGA